Chelonus insularis is the source of this 1147-nucleotide messenger RNA. RefSeq names its product tRNA pseudouridine synthase-like 1. Lineage: Eukaryota; Metazoa; Arthropoda; Insecta; Hymenoptera; Braconidae. Bases 202 to 1140 code for a protein of 312 amino acids. The record is from RefSeq and is a predicted model, not a curated record. The transcript is spliced from 4 exons. Gene Ontology annotation, molecular function: pseudouridine synthase activity; RNA binding. Gene Ontology annotation, biological process: tRNA pseudouridine synthesis.
AACCUUUAUUAUAUAUUAAAGUAUAUAUUUAUGGUAUUACUGUUUAUACGGAAUGUAAAGAUAGGUUAAUUUCGAUUCAACAUGCACCGAACAACAUAAUCCACGUGUUAUUGUUAUCAAUCUAUUUUCACAUUGAAAUAAUACAGCAUAUAAAAAUACAUUGUGAUAUAGAUUAAUUAAACACUGUUAUUACUUAUAAUAAUGUACCAAAAGUAUUUAUUAUUUAUGUCGUAUAUCGGCACACGUUACAGAGGUGCUGCAAAAACAAUUAGAUCUAAUAAAUUAGUAGAUCUUGAUUCGAUAGAAGGAGCUAUCGAAGCAGGUUUUAUUACUGCUGCUUCACCCCAGAGUCUGUGUUUCCCAAAAGUUAGAAUAUCAAGCAGAACAGAUGCAGGUGUUCAUGCAUUAUUGAAUGCGGCAGAAAUAACAUUAGAACAUCCUAAUAAUGAAUUUUAUCAGCCUAAGUUAUUACUCCCAAGGAUUAAUUUGUGGUUUGCAAGAUGUGGUCAUGAAAUCAGGCUAACUGAUAUUUUUCCAAUUGAUAAAGAAUUUUCUUACAGAAAAGCAAAAUCACGAACUUAUUUCUACAGAUUUUUUAUUGCUAAAGAGUAUGGUCAACAUCAAGUACCAAUAGUUGAAUAUGGACGAUCUUGGCAUGUUAGAGGGAAAAAUAUUGAUUUAGAAGCAUUAAAUAAUGCUUUAAGAUUAUUCAGAGGCAAAAAAAAUUAUGCGUCAUUUUCUCCAAAGAAUAGAACAAAUAAAGAAAUAAAUUAUGUUAAAGACUUGAUGCACAUAUCGUUAGAUCCAACUCAUCCACUGAUGCCAGAAGAUCCACUGUCCAAUAAUUUUAACUUUUACAAUAUUACCAUCCAAUCUAGAUCAUUUGUUUAUAAUCAAGUACGAAGAAUGAUUGGUUGUUUAAUUGCUCUUGCAUCAGGAAGCAUAACAGAAAGAGAUAUUAAAAUAUUGUUAAAUUGUCCAUCAUACUUGAACUGGCCAAAUGAAUAUUGUGUUGCUCCACCACAAGGAUUAUAUCUUAAAUCUGUGGAAUAUGAUGAAAAAUUAUUAGAACAACAUAUUAUAAAAGUAGAGCCUAAAUGUGAAACAAUUUCUGCAGAAAAAAUAUCAGCAAUUAAUUGAUAAUACG